AAUUGGUCUAAUGAUCACCUGUAUCAUCACACUCUGUUUCGGAAUAAAGAUCCUAUGCAUAAGAACAAUGGGGUUUUUUCAGAAGUUCAUAAAGAGUGAUUCAGAUAUUGAGGUUUUCAUAAGAAAUAAUGAAACUUUAUCUCCCAAAAGAUACAGUUAUUCAGAUGUCAGGAAAAUGACAAGCUCAUUUAAAGAAAAACUAGGAAAAGGUGGUUAUGGAAGUGUGUACAAAGGAAAGCUACCAGAUGGCCAUCUUGUUGCUGUGGAAGUGCUUGAUACAAACAAAGGAAAUGGUCAAGAAUUUAUCAAUGAGGUUGCGAGUAUUAGUCGAACUUGUCAUGUUAAUGUUGUCACCCUUUUAGGAUUUUGCUUAGAGGGUCGGAAAAGAGCUCUGAUUUAUGAGUUUAUGCCCAAUGGAUCUUUAGAAAGGUUCAUUUACAAAGAAGAUACCAUGAAGGUGAAGGAUCGCCAGCAGUUGACAUCAGAAGAUUUGUACAAAAUUGCGAUUGGAAUAGCCCGAGGGCUUGAAUACUUGCACCGUGGUUGCAACAUGCGGAUUUUGCAUUUUGACAUAAAACCUCAUAACAUUCUUCUUGAUGAAAAUUUUUUCCCGAAAAUCUCUGAUUUUGGGUUGGCAAAACUAUGCACCAGGAAAGAGAGUGUUGUAUCAAUGUUUGAAGCUAGAGGGACAAUUGGCUACAUAGUUCCAGAAGUGUUUUGCAGAAGCGUUGGAGGUGUUUCGUAUAAAUCGGAUGUUUAUAGCUAUGGAAUGAUGCUUCUAGAGAUGGUUGGAGGAAGAAGGAACAUAGAUGUUGGGGUAAGUCAAACCAGCGAGAUUUAUUUUCCUCAUUGGAUCUAUCAGCAUGUUGUGCAAGACCAUAUUGAACCGAAAUUGCUUGGUCUCAAUGGUAACGAAGAAACUGAGAUCGCAAGGAAGAUGAUAUUAGUCGGUUUGUGGUGCAUACAAACAAAUCCGCAUGACAGGCCUUCGAUGAGUAAGGUGAUCGAGAUGUUGGAAGGAAGGAUAGAAUUGUUGCAAAUUCCACCUAAGCCUUACCUGUCUUCUCCUCCGAGAUCGCCGGUGGAUUCUGCCUCCUCUACAUUAUCACGAUAUAUGCAUCUUUAGAAUAAUCUAUAUUCUUAUGUUUUAUGUUAUGGGAAAGGAAGUUAAUUUUUUUCUAAAGUGUUAAAAGUUUAGUCGUUUAAUCUAUGUUCAGAUCAUAAGAAGGUUUAUUGAUGAUAA
This is a messenger RNA of Durio zibethinus, 1243 nucleotides long. Lineage: Eukaryota; Viridiplantae; Streptophyta; Magnoliopsida; Malvales; Malvaceae. The record is from RefSeq and is a predicted model, not a curated record.